AUGGUGGAACGAAUACAUGCUGAAAGGAUUCGUGUCUCCCUUGGUUUUGAUGGUCUUUUUUAUGUUAAUCCAACUCCACAAGGCGGUGGUGGCCUAGCACUACUGUGGCGUAAGAAUGAUACGGCAAGUCUCUUGAGUUACUCUAAAAAUUAUAUUGAUAUUGAGGUGAAUAUGCCCAGCUUUCCCAGAUGGAGGAUGACGUGUUAUUAUGGCUACUCCCAGCGACAUAGGCGCAUGGAGGCGUGGGACUUGAUAAAAUCCUUCGCGCAGCGCUCUACUCUACCUUGGGUUAUGAUCGGGGAUUUUAACGAGCUGUUGUUUCAGCAUGAGAAGAGGGGGGGCAAUCCACACCCCGAUAAUCUCCUACGCGGGUUUGGGGAGACUAUUGAUCAAUGUGGUUUGAAUCAGUUGCCUAUGGAGGGGUACCGUUUUACUUGGGAAAAAGGGAAAGGAACAUCAAAUUGUAUUGAGGAAAUGUUGGAUAAGGUACUGGUAUCUGAUGAUUGGCGGGAGAUUGUGCCGGGGGCCAGGCUUGUUAAUAAUCUGAUGCGGAAAUCGGAUCACUCCGCGUUAUUUCUGAGUAUUAAUGACACGUUCCAGGGAGGAGGGCGAGGGAGGAGGGGCUUUCGGUUUCGGUUUGAGAUGGCUUGGAUUUAUGAUGAUGGGUGCAGGAAUGUUGUGGAAAAGUCAUGGGAGGAGGGAAGGCGUGAUGGGGUCCAGGACUGUAUAGUGCAUUGUGGGAACCGGUUAACCAGGUGGGGUGGUGAUCGGUAUCAUAAGUUUGGGGAGAAAAUCAUGCUCCUGCGGAAUCAGCAACUGCGUCUGAGGGGUCGCACUGACUCUACUUCUUUGGCUGAAUUCCAAAGACUGGAAGGACUUUUGUGUAGUAUGGAGGCCCAAGAGGAUGUUUACUGGAAACAGAGAGCAAAGCGACACUGGCUCACUGACGCAAAUACAAGAUUUUAUCACAGGUACGCCUCUCAUCGUAAAAAGAAGAAUACUAUUUAUAAGCUUAUGAAUGAUAAUGGGGAUUGGUUGGAAGGAAAUGCUAUGAAUGCAAUUAUUUUGGAUUAUUUUACCCAUAUAUUUUCCUCUGGUGGACCUGUGGAUGGUGAUGUGUUAUUCUCUGGGAUAACCCCCCGUGUGACCCGUACUCAGAAUGAAUCCUUAUUACGACCCUUUGAGCUAGCUGAUGUUAAAGAGGCUCUGUUUGCAAUGGCCCCAGACAAGGCACCUGGUCCGGAUGGUAUGAACCCAGGAUUUUACCAGCACUUUUGGGACAUAGUUGGAAGUGAUAUUUCGACAUUUAUUCUAAACUGCCUCAAUAAUCGUGUCUUCCCCUCUGGUCUAAACGAUACGGAUGUGGUACUCAUUCCGAAGAAGAAAGUCCCUGAAAUGAUAACGGAUUUUCGCCCUAUAGCUCUGAGCAAUGUGAUUUACAGAAUUAUGGCGAAGAUGAUUACGCAAAGAAUGAAACCAUUAAUGGAGAAGAUAAUAUCGGGCUCUCAGAGUGCAUUUAUUCCGGACAGGUUAAUUACUGACAAUAUCCUUGUAGCUGCUGAGGUAGGGCAUUUCUUGAACAGGAAGCAAUGUGGUGCUGUGGGAUGGGGAGCACUUAAAUUAGAUAUGGCCAAAGCCUACGAUCGCAUGGAAUGGCCCUUUCUCCGUGAAAUGUUAUUAGCCCUGGGUUUUGAUAGCAGGUGGGUUGAAUUGAUUAUGUUAUGUGUCACUACUGUGUCAUAUAAUCUUCUGAUUAAUGGCUCUCGUAGUUCUACCAUUACACCCACGCGUGGUCUCCGCCAGGGGGAUCCAUUGUCCCCGUAUUUAUUUAUUAUCUGUGCAGAAGGGCUGUCAAUUCUAUUGCAGAGAGCGCAAGAUAGUGGAUUAUUACAUGGAUGCAGGGUUGCUAGAGGGGCACCUCCGAUCUCUCACUUAUUUUUUGCAGAUGAUAGCCUACUGUUCUUCAGAGCGAAUACGCAGGAAGCAUCUGAAAUUAGAAAUUGUUUGUUACUAUAUGAGAGUUUCUCUGGCCAAAAGAUAAAUUAUCAUAAAUCCAGUAUUUGUUAUAGCAGAAAUACGGGGCAGAAUGAUAGGGAUAUGGUAGCGCAAAUACUAGGUGUUAACCAAGCUCCAAGUUUUGGGAAAUACCUAGGACUACCCUCCUUUGUGGGCAGAAAUAAAAAGGCGGCGUUUGCAUAUAUAGAAGAUAAAAUAAGGCAGAGAAUUGGGUCCUGGAAUAAGAGGUUGUUAACCCAGGCUGGGAAGGAGAUCUUAUUAAAAAGUGUGGCCCAGGCAAUGCCAACUUUUUCAAUGAGUGUCUUCCUACUACCUAUAUCUACUUGUACAGCUAUUGAGCGGGUUGUGAAUCGGUACUGGUGGGGGUCAGGAACCGAGCGGGGCAUACACUGGAAAGCCUGGGAUAGAUUGUGUGUCCCAAAGAAAUAUGGAGGCAUGGGAUUUAAAGACUUAAGGGCAUUUAAUUUGGCAAUGUUGGGAAAACAGGCAUGGAGAUUGCUCACUAACCCAGACUCAUUGGUAGCCAGGGUUUAUAAGGCCAGGUAUUACCCAAAGGAUACUUUCCUAGAGGCAACUAUAGGAAAUAAUCCAAGUUUCUGCUGGCGGAGCAUUAUGGCAGCUAAAGAUUUAAUAUGUGGAGGUGUACGAAAGCGAAUUGGGAACGGGGAAUCUACCUUGAUAUGGGAACACCCUUGGUUACAGGAUGAGAUUGAUCCUAUGAUUCAUACGGAAAUGCCACAACACCUGUCUGGAGCCAAAGUGGUAGGAUUAAUUGAUCAGGAUACAAAAACAUGGGACCCGCACAUACUAGCUGAUAUUUUCCAACCAGAUGAUAUACCUAGAAUUCAGAAAAUACCGGUUGCCCCUGAGUAUGAAGAUAUAUGGUAUUGGUAUGAUGAUCCUAACGGUUAUUAUUCAGUCAAAAGUGGGUAUAGACGAAUAGUUGGAAACUAUGAGAACAAUUCUAAUGGGAUUUUUAGUGAAUGGCUUACCCUAUGGAAACUAAAAAUCCCACCCAAGUGGAAGACAUUCUUAUGGAGGGCUAUUUGUGAUAUCCUCCCUACUACCAAUAAUUUGCUUAUAAAGAGAGUGGAGAUUAACCCGAUUGCAAUCUUGAAUGUUCUAGACUUUGAUGGAAUUAUUUAUGCAGCUGCAAUACUUUAUCAUUUAUGGAGGGCGCGAAAUGGUGCAGUGUGGGAUGCCUGCCUACCAACGCCAACCAAGCUAUUAUUGACUGCAACGUCCACGAUGAAGGCGUGGAAAAUGGUUCACCACCGUGCGCCACAGCCGGAACGGGGCCAAGGAACCGCCGCUACUGCCCGUACCGCCGCUGCUGCCUAUACCGCCGCUACUGCCCGUACUGCCGACCAGCCUCCGCUGCCGCCUACUGCUGGACCGACUGCCGCUUUUCCACCGCCGCUGCUGCCCGUACUGCCGGACCCGCACCAUGGUGUAUCACCAUCACCGGUAAAAUGCUACAUGGACGCCAACUACCACCACGGAACGAAUGCCGCUGCUGUUGGGGCGAUCCUCCUCGACGCCAACGGCCAUUAUUUGUCGGCUUUCACCGCCCCAUUGAUUGGAUGCCACUCCCCGCUAUCGGCUGAGGCUAUUGCAUGCAAAGAAGUCUUGUCAUGGCUCAAGAGGCGGGAUGAAUUAUCUAUACAAGUAUUCACGAAUUGCCAAGUGCUACAGUCCUAUCUAUCGGGACCAUCAAUAACACCACGGUCAUACCUGGGCUAUGCUAUCGACAACUGCAGAGCUCAUAUAUCUACUUUUUCGUAUUGCUCAAUUAUUUACAUUCCUAGAUUACAAAAUUCAUUAGCUCAUACUCUAGCUUCUACAGCUUUCACGUUUGAUACUGCUAUGUACUGGGACAAUGUCCCUCCAGACUCUAUUUUACCACUUCUAUAA
This is a messenger RNA of Ipomoea nil (Japanese morning glory), 3930 nucleotides long. RefSeq lists its product as uncharacterized. Bases 1 to 3930 code for a protein of 1309 amino acids. Gene Ontology annotation, molecular function: RNA-DNA hybrid ribonuclease activity; nucleic acid binding. The transcript is spliced from 2 exons. Lineage: Eukaryota; Viridiplantae; Streptophyta; Magnoliopsida; Solanales; Convolvulaceae. The record is from RefSeq and is a predicted model, not a curated record.